Molecule: messenger RNA, 1323 nt
Organism: Haliotis rubra (blacklip abalone)
Lineage: Eukaryota; Metazoa; Mollusca; Gastropoda; Lepetellida; Haliotidae
Exons: 13
Coding region: 53-1192 (379 amino acids)
Source: RefSeq, a predicted model, not a curated record
GUGUGUUUCAAGCAAGUAUUACGCAAGAUUACAAACCAGUAGGUGACCUCACAUGACAAGAACCGCCUCUCUCCGGACACCCCACGGACACCACGCCCACCACGCCCACAUGUUACAGGUACACAUUCUCGUAUUUGUCUAUGUCGGGAUGUUUGCAGUAGUAUGGGCCUCUUCAGAGUUCCAUAAAACGUGGCUUUGUCUUCACUGCACGGGGGUGGACGAUCCAUCUGAUUGUAACGCUUUCAGAGUCUGUCAGGAACCGAUGAUCUGCUCUGCCACCAGCUACGUCACCCCAUCGGGAAGGGUUCUGUACGACAUGGGCUGCAAGCAUGCUCUGAAUCUGGCCAAUCCAACCUUCGCACCAAGUACGGCGUUGCCUUCCAUGAUGACUUUGCCCGCUGGGUCUGACCGGAAGCGGUAUCUUUGUGACCGGCUGUGUUUUUCUCAUUUCUGCAACUACAGGCUGUGUCCGAGUUACAAAUCUCGGACGAAUAUCCGGUGUGUGACCUGCUCCGGGGUCAGUGACCCCAGUAGAUGUGAAAGAAUAAGAACAUGUUCCUCACACGAGGUGUGCAUGUAUCAGAAUUACGUCACCGACAUGUUGGAGCUUCGGUACUCAAUGGGAUGCGUGUACAAGCAGGUAUGCGACAUCAACAAUGGAAGGAAACGACAGUUACGUAGGAAUUGUUGUGACACAGAUUUCUGUAACAUGGUGUCGGCUUUAGGUGUCACAUCGCCGUCUGCAUCAACAAUGUUUACCUCAACUUCAACCUCAGCCUCGACUACAAGUACUACCAUAAUCCCGUCUGCAAUGACUUCACCAACAACAGCUACUACAAGUAGUACAACCGCAGCAACGAGACCUACACAACGAAUUACAAAUGGGCCGAUAUGCUUGUCGUGCCGGUCAUUCAGUCAGCGGAAAGGAUGCAGUACUGUAACGGUCUGUCAAUCUGACCAGGUGUGUUAUUUAUCUGUGGACAAGUCGGCAAAGGGGCUGACGUAUUCCUCUGGCUGUACGUCGAAGACCCUUUGCAGUGGGUUCGGGACUACACUUAUUGGUAAGAGAUCGAACGAUUCUAGUCAGAUGACGUCAGGUGCGGCCGUCCAACGUUGCUUCCAGUGUUGCGGUUUCAACUUCUGCAACUACGAUCUGUGUUCUUCCAUCUUCAUGUCGACACUAGUGGGUUAGAUGAAAAGACGCCAUGCACGAUUUUUCAACACAAGGGACAGGGCUGAGCCAAUCACUAUUUCUUCGUAGUGUUAUAUAUAUAUGUAUUGAUACCAUCAUUCCAUAUACAUAUUCUUUAAUAAAUGAUUAAA